Molecule: messenger RNA, 582 nt
Organism: Vidua macroura (Pin-tailed whydah)
Lineage: Eukaryota; Metazoa; Chordata; Aves; Passeriformes; Viduidae
Product: zinc finger protein 391-like
Exons: 3
Coding region: 94-582 (162 amino acids)
Biological process (GO): regulation of transcription by RNA polymerase II
Molecular function (GO): RNA polymerase II cis-regulatory region sequence-specific DNA binding; DNA-binding transcription factor activity, RNA polymerase II-specific
Source: RefSeq, a predicted model, not a curated record
CCCUGGUUUGCCCUCAAACCAGUACAAAACUCAACGUGCUUAUCCCUUGUUUUCCUCCCAAAACAGAAUUUCCCAUCCUCAAACCUUGUCUGGAUGGAGGAGAAGGUUGUGAGGAAGAGAAAGGUGCCUAGGGACAACCAGGCAGACCAGGAGCUGAGGAUGGAGACCAGGGAGGACAAAUCCCCACAGCAGAACCUCAUGGCAGAGGCUGUUUUGAGCGGCUCCAUGGCACAGGAAUCCAACGGGAAGGAAAAGCCCCAGAGAUUCCACAGGAGGAGGGGCUUCAAAGCCAGCCCAGGGUGCUCUGAGGAGGAAAGACCCACCCUGUGCCAGGAAGGUGGGCAGAGCUUCAGCCAGAGCUCGGAGCUGCUGGUCCAUGAGCAGCUUCAUGAUGGGGAGAAGCCGUACGAGUGCCUGGAGUGUGGGAAGAGCUUCAGCUCAGAUCUCCUCUGCCACCAGCGGAUUCACACCGAGGAGAGGCCCUUCCGCUGCCCUGACUGUGGGAAGAGCUUUAAGCGCAACUCCCACCUCAUCAGGCACCGGCACAUCCACACUGGGGAGAGGCCCUGCGAGUGUCCCUAG